This is a messenger RNA of Oryzias melastigma (Indian medaka), 2990 nucleotides long. Its product is annotated as sphingosine 1-phosphate receptor 3. Bases 306 to 1424 code for a protein of 372 amino acids. Gene Ontology annotation, cellular component: membrane. Gene Ontology annotation, molecular function: sphingosine-1-phosphate receptor activity. Lineage: Eukaryota; Metazoa; Chordata; Actinopteri; Beloniformes; Adrianichthyidae. The record is from RefSeq and is a predicted model, not a curated record. Gene Ontology annotation, biological process: G protein-coupled receptor signaling pathway. The transcript has 2 exons.
GGGCAGGCGGGGAGGGAGCAGCUGACUUCCAGCCCACCGCGCGCGGUCGAGCUGCGGAGUCCUCGGAGAGCGUCUCGGAGAUGUGGAGCUGCCGGUUUCCGUGACCGGACCACGCGGGGGAGGCUUCGGGAGGACGUUUCCAUGGAGGUCGCGCGGAGAAUGAACUUCUCAGGACGGAAUUGGGGAGUUUUUGGGGAACUUUUGGAGAAACUGUCCGGCGAUAAUAACCAGCAUCCUCUGGGCUGAAUCCCCCUGAAGUGCCAGCUCAAGUCUGACAUCCAGUGUCAGCAGAUGGUGAUUCCAGGAUGAACCACAACAUCUGCCACCACUACAACUACACAGGGAAGUUGGGCCACCGGAACUGCUUUAGCUCCUACCCAGGCAGCAUCAACACCAAAACCACUGUGUUCCUCAUCAUUUGCAGCCUGAUUGUGCUAGAGAACCUCACUGUCUUGGUGGCCAUAUGGAGGAACCACAAGUUCCACAACCGCAUGUACUUCUUCAUCGCUAACCUGGCGUUGUGCGACCUCCUGGCUGGAGUUGCCUACGUGGUAAACCUGCUCCUGUCCGGAGAGAAGACCUUCCAGCUCUCCACCAACGUCUGGUUCAUCAGAGAGGGCAGCAUGUUUGUAGCACUCAGCGCCUCCAUCUUCAGCCUCCUGGCCAUCGCCAUAGAAAGACACCUGACCAUGAUCAAGAUGAGGCCGUACGACGCCAACAAGAACUACAGGGUCUUUCUGCUGAUCGGCACCUGCUGGGUUAUUGCCAUAACUCUCGGAGCUUUACCAAUCUUAGGGUGGAACUGCUUGGGCGACAUCAAAGACUGCUCCAAAGUCCUUCCUCUUUACAGCAAGAAAUAUGUCGCGUUCUGUAUCACCGUUUUCAUGGUUUUGCUGUUAGCCAUGUCCAUCCUAUACGCACGCAUCUACAUCCUGGUCAAAUCCAGCAGCCGGAAAGUAAGCAAGCACAGCAGCUCGGAGCACGCCAUGUCCCUGCUGCGCACCGUCAUCAUCGUAGUCGGCGUGUUCAUCGUCUGCUGGACACCCAUCUUUAUCUUGCUGCUGGUGGACGUGGCGUCUGAGGAGCGCUUCUCCAUCAUCUACCAGGCAGAUUGGUUCAUCGUCGUGGCCGUGCUCAACUCCGCCAUGAACCCGGUCAUCUACACUCUGGCCAGCCGAGAGAUGAGACGGGCCUUCCUGGGUCUGAUCUGCGGCGCCUGCUACAGGCGAAGGGGUUCCGCAGUCGGCGGGGGGAACAGACCGUAUUUGGAGCCCAGCCGGAGCCGGAGUAAGUCGUGGAGCAGCCAGAACAACCCCAACCAGCACCAGCGUAGCUCCAGUCAGGCAGAACUGGAAAGGGGUCAGGAGGCAGGUCCUGGAAAAGCCUCUGGGAGGAAAGGAGUCGUGUGGGAAGAAAAAGACUGAAAAAGAAGGCAGGAAAUAAUAAUCUCACUGAGGAGAGAAUUACUAACAAACAAAACUGGUUCAGAAAUGAACAUUCCUGCAAUGAGCAGCUGCAUGGUGGCUUUUGCAUUUGAGAAGUAUGUUUCAACCUUGUUCUUUUAUUGCUCACAUUUGACUUUAAACAUAUCAGCAUCCAAGUAGAAUACAUAUGAUCGAUUAUGGUAAAGAAAGGUAUGUAUAAAGACUAGUACAGGGGUAUUUUCUUGGGGGCAACAAGCUAAAGCAAAUUUGUUUUAAAUGCAGCAAAUGUCAAUGUGUUGCUCAAUUAUUGACAAAAAAGUAGAUCCUGACAAAUUAGAAUCAUUUUAUAUAAAAAAUCAGAAAAGCAUUUUAAAUAAGAAAAAGUAUAUUUACACUACAAAAACGUAUGAAAAUGAAUGUAGACCUUGUUCCUUGUAGAUCUUGUUUUAUUACACAGUAUUAUAUAUGUAAUAUGUCUUGUUGUAAUAGCAUGUUGUAACUUAAGUGUGCUCAUACAGCUGAGCUGCAGUGUUAGUGGGGUAAGGGCUCCAUCUGCUGGUCAGGGAUGGUACUGAUGCAAAAAAAAUUUAUGAGCCUGAAAUGUCCCAAAUUAGGGUCAGGCCUGGUUUGUCCUGGGACUACUAGUUGCUGUAAGUUACUGCAGCCAUAUGAGGGUUUCCAUGAGCUGGUCCCAAGUCUGGAUAAAUGUAAAGCGGUUGGAAGCCAAAUUUUAUGACGCGACACCUGAAGGGAUCAGCCGAAAGAAAAAUAAACAAAAUUUGGUUUGAGGGGGAUGUGAAUUAAGUUAUAAAUACAGGAUUUUUUAUGAUGAAAUUAUUACACUAAAUAACUCUAAGUAAACUUACUUCACUCUCUUUUACCUCAUAGAACAGUAAAAUAAUUUAUUAUUUUGGAUCAAAAAUAUUUUUUUGAUGAAAUUUGAAUUGUUUUCAAGAAAAAUGUGUUAAUUGUUUUUUAUACAUUGAAAUGCAAUUAUGAAACAUUUUCAGCUGCUUCUUUUUUUUAUUUAAAUAGAUUUAGGGCAUUUAUCUCGUAAAAACUUCACACAUGAACAUGAAAUAAACUUAGAUUAGGUGUAGUUUGCAAAAACUGAGACUUCCAGAUGAUUAGAAAUAACUUUAAAACGUCAAUCUGAAACUAGUUGUAGGUCAGUUAGUUUAAAAAAGUUAUUUAUUAGAUUUCAUUUUAAGGCAUGAACAUUUUCAGUGUUUGAAAGCUAAAGAGACAGAAUUCUGCAUGUUGUCACAGUGACAUUGCCUUGAGAUUGCACUUAAGAGGUGGGAUGAUUCAUUUUAAGAAAUCUGUCUAAAAUAAAUCUUUAUUGUGUUUAAGUUUAGGAAACAUCCUCUUAAAAAUAUUAUUUUUUAAUUUAUGCUGUAGCUGAAGUAACGAUCAUCCUGGUGUUAAAAAAGUGUAAAAAAGGAAUGUUAAAAAAAAGAUUUUGUUGGUUUUCCUUAAAAACGAACAUUUUUCACAUCAUUUUGUGUUUUUUGUGUGUUAGCGUUAAAAAAUAAAAUUCACUCAUGACAUUAAAUGAAUCAUGCU